Messenger RNA from Leptidea sinapis, 1894 nucleotides. RefSeq names its product tRNA-dihydrouridine(20) synthase [NAD(P)+]-like (gene Dus2). NCBI's taxonomy places the organism in Eukaryota, Metazoa, Arthropoda, Insecta, Lepidoptera, Pieridae. Gene Ontology annotation, cellular component: cytoplasm. Gene Ontology annotation, biological process: tRNA dihydrouridine synthesis. The transcript is spliced from 6 exons. The record is from RefSeq and is a predicted model, not a curated record. Gene Ontology annotation, molecular function: tRNA binding; tRNA dihydrouridine synthase activity. Bases 497 to 1849 code for a protein of 450 amino acids.
AAGUGUAGUAACAUACUUGGUAAGUUGGUCUACGUAAAUUGCCUUUGCCAAAGGGGGAAAAAAAAUGUAGGUAAACAAGCGUAAACACCUCACCAGUCUUAUCAGCUAUCAAAUUUAUUUAAAUUUGUCAACUAACAACCAAAUAAUAUUAAAAUAUGUGUUCCAUACUAAAACAAUUAAUUGAUUGUUCCAUUAGUGUAUUACUGUGCCAAAUACAGUUUGUUAGUUAGGCAUGUAUGAGCAUAAAAAGGAAGCAUGAUAAUUUUUUUAGGUUAAAAUCAUGUUAUCAGUAACCAGUAAUGAAUUAAAACAAUCUAAUAUUACAAGAAAGUAAUAGAUGAUACUAUCAUCUGAAAUUAAAAUUAGUCAGCUUUGUUUAAUAACAGUAUAGUAAUAAUAUAUAUUUCAGUGGUUUCUAUUAAGUGUAUGAAAAAGAUUAUAAAUUAUUUUCUUUACUUAAUUAUUUUGUAAAUGUAUUAAGAUUCAAAUAUUCAAAAUGUUAAAUUAUGAUAACAAGAUUAUUCUGGCACCUAUGGUCAGAAUUGGAACUUUACCCACGAGAAUCUUAGCGUUGCGGUAUGGUGCAGACAUAGUAUAUACUGAAGAACUGAUUGACUGGAAGUUCUUACGAUCAAAACGUAGAAUAAAUGAUAUUUUAAAGACUGUUGAUUUUGUAGAUCAAACAGAUGGAACAAUAGUUUUUAGAACUUGUCAUGAAGAAAAGGACAAGGUAGUUUUACAGCUAGGUACAUGUGAUGCAGAUAGAGCAUUAAAAGUUGCCAAACUUGUAGAAAAUGAUGUUGCCGGCAUAGACAUAAAUAUGGGCUGUCCAAAAGAGUUUUCUAUUAAGGGCGGUAUGGGAGUUGCAUUGCUACAAAACCCUGAAAAAGCAUUCAAAAUAUUAGAAACACUUGUAAAUAAUUUAACAAUUCCAGUGACAUGUAAAAUAAGAAUAUUAGAUACACCUGAGGAUACUCUAAGUCUUGUACAGAAACUAGUUAGUUCCGGAAUUAAGGCUAUAGCCAUACAUGGACGGACAAAAGAUGAAAGGCCACAGCAUCCUGUCCACCCAGGUACUAUAAAGUACAUUGCGGAGAGAAUACCAAUACCAGUAAUAGCAAAUGGUGGUUCUAAGGAAAUUGAAAAGUUUAGUGAUAUAUUGAAAUUUAAAGAAAUGACAGGCUGCUCAAGUGUAAUGAUAGCUAGAGCAGCUGAAUGGAAUUGUUCUAUAUUUAGAAAAGACGGCAUGCUACCUAUGGAUACAGUUAUUGAAGAUCUCCUCAGACUUUCAGUAGAUUUUGAUAAUCCCCCAGCAAACACAAAAUAUUGCAUACAGAAUAUUCUGAGAGAAUUACAGGAAACACCAAGGGGAAGACAAUUUUUGGACAGUCAAACAUUAGAACAAAUGUGCACUAUUUGGAAUUUACAAGAUUACUGUAAAGAAAAACAAAAAAUGUAUCAAGGAUUAGGUAUACAAGGCAGGUGGCAAGUUACCCCAAGUGAUUUGGAACCACCCAACAAAAAAUCCAAGUUGGCUAAUGAAGUAAAUCUAGAUGGUGUUAUACAAAUGCAGGUGUGUUUUAUCAGAUCAAAUUAUAAUGAUCUUAAUUUACCGAAGUCUCAGCUACAUGCAUGGGCAGGAAAAAAUGGCUUUAGCUUACCCAUAUAUCAAACAAGGCAAGUGGAAAAAUUGUUUCAGACAAUAUUGAUUUUCAAUGACAAGAAAUACACUUCAACUUUUUGGGAGAAGAACAAAAAGUUUGCAGAACAAAGUGCGGCAUUGGUUUGCCUGUACCAUUUAGGGCUUAAAACAAAAGAUGAUUUAAUAAAACUUGGUAGUUUAUUAUAAUGAAAAUUGUAAAUGGAAUAUAAUAUAUUUAUUAUUUUGAUUUUA